AUCACGGGAACGCUCAGCACAAGCGUCCGAAAACUUGCAAAAUCGCAAGAUUUUGAAAACCUUGCGAUAUUAUUCAUGGAGUCAGCAAAUACAUACGCCAGACCAAGUAAAGAACCUCCAACAAAUCCAAAAGAACUAAAGAAGUGGAAAGAAGAGCGCAAAGCAGCAAAGAGAAAAUGGAAGGAAGAAAAGUUACUGAAACAGUUGGCAAAGAAACGACAGCUUGAGAAGAAAGAAGAAGAAGCAAAGAAAGUGAAAGAGGAAGAAGAGGAAGUACAAGAAAGAUUAGGUCGUCCAUACACAUUGUCCAUAGCUUUACCUGGCUCUAUUCUAGACAAUGCACAAUCACCAGAACUGAGGACUUACCUUGCUGGACAGGUAGGUCAGGUUAAUUAUUAUAUAUCAUAUACAUUGUCAAUAGCAUUACCUGGCUCUAUUCUAGACAAUGCACAAUCACCUGAGCUGAGAACUUACCUUGCUGGACAGGUACGGCUCGAGUACGGAUCGUUAAGAAUCGAUACGGAUUAA
This is a messenger RNA of Mercenaria mercenaria, 528 nucleotides long. RefSeq names its product putative methyltransferase C9orf114 homolog. Gene Ontology annotation, cellular component: mitotic spindle; kinetochore; spindle pole centrosome. The transcript has 5 exons. NCBI's taxonomy places the organism in Eukaryota, Metazoa, Mollusca, Bivalvia, Venerida, Veneridae. The coding region runs from base 76 to 528 and encodes 150 amino acids. Gene Ontology annotation, biological process: miRNA processing; maintenance of centrosome location. Gene Ontology annotation, molecular function: miRNA binding. The record is from RefSeq and is a predicted model, not a curated record.